GCCGUCAAAUAAAUUGUCAUCUUUGCUUCGAGUUUCGGAAAAUAAUAAAUUCAAAUAAAAUGGAUAUUGUUUAUAAUAUCAUGGUUAAUUAUUGUGGGUACACUAGGAACUGUGUAUUUAGUGAUAAUGUUUUUAGAUAGACAUGUGUUUUACGUAGAAAUCUAGUGGAUAAAUAGUAUGUUUGAUUGCCGAGUGCGGUGAAAUAUAAAGAAAAGUUGUAUAGAUUACGCCUUUUUCGUGAAAAAUAUUCUUGGAGGACUCUAUAAAAACCAGAAACGUCACAAAAUGGAUUUAGAAGAAAAUAUUUUCUUUUGUAAUGGAGGUGGGGGUAAGGCUGGUAGGGGUGCUGCUGCGGCUACUGAACCUGCUCCUGGCGCCGCUGUUCUGGCUAAUGGGGAGAGACAACCGAAAAGUGCCGCCUCUCACGAACGAACUGUUGAUGAAGAGCGCCACAGAGCUGGCGGCGGCGGUGCGGUCGGGUGAUAUAACAAGCGAAGAGCUGGUCUCCAUGUACAUAAGCCGCGUGAAAGAAGUGAACCCUUACAUCAACGCGGUGGUGGAGGAGAGGUACAGGGCCGCGCUGGACGAAGCCAAGGCGGUGGACCGGCAGAUCUACGAGGCGAAGACUCAUGGGGUGUUUGAGGAGCUGGUGAAGAAUAAGCCUCUGCUUGGUGUGCCGUUUACGGUGAAGGAGAGCUGUCAGCUAGCAGGUUUCUCCAACUCCGUAGGAUGUCUAGAGAACGCAGGUCGUAAGGCGACAUCAGACGGCGCGGUGGUGGCGCUGGUGAAGAAGGCCGGUGGGAUCCCACUGCUGGUAUCCAACACGCCGGAGCUGUGCCUCGGCUGGGAGACCACCAACCUGCUGCGCGGACCCACCAAGAACCCGUACUGCUUGAGCAGGACACCUGGAGGCUCCUCGGGGGGCGAGGCGGCGCUGUUGGCGUGCGGUGCGUCACCAUUAAGCGUCUCGUCCGACAUCGCCGGCUCCAUCAGGCUGCCGGCGGCAUUCUGUGGCGUCUUUGGACACAAACCCACACCUGGUGUGAUACCAAUAGAGGGGCACAUACCGACCCUGAGCGACGAGCAGUUCCCCAAGUUCCUCACGGUGGGUCCGAUGACGCGCAAGGCCGAGGACCUGGAGCUGCUGAUGAAGAUCAUGGCGGCCGACAACAGGACCGCGCUCAGACUCGACGAGCCAGUCGAUAUCAAUAAAGUCAAGGUGCACUACAUGACGGAGGCCACGAAGUCGUUGGCGCUGAUCAGCGUGGAGCCCCGCGUGAGGGACAGCAUCCUCAACGCCGCCAAGUACCUGCAGCACUGCGGCGCCACGCUCAGCGAGGAAAAAUUUAAAGAUUUAGAAGAUUCGGUAGAAAUAUCAGUGUCGGUGUUCUUCUCGAUGAAAGACAUCCCGAACAUGUUACAGGACCCUGCUAAUCCUAAACGUGACAAGAGUCUAUUGUUGGAGCUGGUGAAGUUACUGUUCGGCGGAGGGUCCCGCUCCCUGCAGGGCCUGUCGUUCGCGCUCAUACAACGCACGCGGCUGUUCAUCCCGGCGGCGCGGACGCCACACUACCGCGGGAAGGCGCGGACGCUCCGGGAACAGCUGACGCGAACCCUCGGCGACGACGGCGUGCUGCUGUACCCGGUGUUCAACGGCCUCGCGCACCGACACAACCAGGUGUUCCUCAGGGCCUCCGGCGUCAUGUACACCAUGGCCUUCAACAUCCUCGGCGUCCCCGCCACCACUGUUCCCGUGGGACUCUGCGACGGGCUGCCCGUCGGGAUACAGGUGAUAGCAGCUCCGAACCAAGACAGGUUGUGUCUCGCCGUCGCCAAACAACUCGAGGCGGGCUUCGGCGGGUGGAGGCCGCCGCGCUAACUACGGACUAGCUACUGCACGCACUAGCUCAACUCUGGUGCUUAAAGCUACGGUUACAAACAGAUCAUUCUAUUAUUUUGGCCAUUGUUUUAUUUUCUCUUCCGUUUAUACAGUAGAAAAGUUCCAAUAAAUAAAAAACAAAUUUGAUUUUAAAAAAAAUAAUUACAGAAAAAUUUUCAAUUUUAAUGAACUCGAAUGCCAAAUUUUUUAUCACAUUUUCACAUAUUUUCACGAUAUUAUUAUUAUUUUUUUUUAUUAUCUAAAGUAUGUUUUUUUUUUGUUAAAUGACAAUAAGCCAAAUUAUGAAUAAUAAAUAACAAAAAUACCGGGAUUGCUAAGAACCACUGUUUUAUAGCCACAUAGCUUAGAGUUUUUUUACAAUACUCGGAGUCUACUUUAUAACAAUAUUGGUGAGAAUGACAUACCAGGCGUGGAGAACUUUUGGCAUAACCAAAUAAAAAUAAUGUUAAAUCUAUAAUUGAAUAAUACUUGUAGAAAUAUUAUUUUCAUAAUAUUUAAGUAUAUAUUAACGAAGUGCACAAACAUUUUAAAAGGAUUUUUAUAUAAGUACUUAAUUUUUUUGUGCAUGAUAAAUAUUGUCAAUCUAAAUGUCUCUGUAAAAUAAACGAAAACAGUUGGCCAUUCCUGGGAUACCAAUGAGCCCCUUAGAAUAUCCCAACAAACACAACUGACAGCCGUUUUUAAUAAACGAUCCCAAUGUCAAUCUUCAAUCUGUAUCCGAGGAUGAACCAAUCAAAAUAAUUCAUUUGUAAGCACGUUAAAAAAGCCAUGUUCUAAUUGGUAUAUUUUUGAAAUCGAUCGAAAAAAAGCGAUCGGGAUUGUUUAUUGAAAAUGGCAGUAAAUUGAUGUCAUUUAAUUUUGAUGUUCGUGAUUGGUCGAGCGCCCAAUGGGUAGGUCACGUGUUAGUCUAUCAACCAAUCACAGUAAAACGAUAUGCAAUCGUGUUGUGGUUUUUGCCAUAUUCCAAGUACACUGAUAAUUAUUUGAAUAACUCUGUUGUGAAUAGGUUUUUCAUUUCAUUUCAUUUUCAAUAUUCUUAUUCAAUUUAUCUCAAAUGGACCAAUCAGAACAGUUUUAUUUGACAUACUUACAAAUAAGUUAUUUUGAUUGGUUCACUAUCGGAAUCGGAUUGAAGAUUGAGAUUGGGAUCGUUUAUUGAAAACGGCUGUUAGUAGUACAUUGAACAUAUGGUUGAAAUGGGAAUUAUGGGAAUGAAUGGGUUUUUAUCUAAUUUCCGUUUCCUCAUCAACAUGUAAUGCGUGAAUUUACGUCAAAGUAAUUUAGAUUAAAAAUCGAUGCAACAUUUUAGUUAUUGAAUUGAGUACUAAAUACUUUAACUGGAAAUAUUUUAUAACGGGUUGUUUGUUUAUUUCAUUUGUUAUAGUAAUAUAUGAUUAAAUAAAAUGUAUUUAUAUUUUGUAAGACAUUUUGGUGUGUUUAUAAGUGAGUGAAAUAUAAAAUUAUAUUUCUCAAAUUAUCUUUGUAUGUUUUGGAUGUUAUUUUAUUUCGUUUUAUCGUUUUACGUAAAAUGUUACGUAGAAAAAAUCUGUUCAUCUUUAUGGAACUAAGUUAGGAUAUGUUGACCAAUAACGUUAGUGGGGUAAUAUUGGUGGGGCGGGAGGGGGGAUCCAGGGGAGUGAGCCUUAAGACGGCGCCACCGGCCUCGGGGCAGUGCCACGAACAUACACGUGGAAGCUAAAAAAAUAUGGGUUACGGAAUUUACUUUCCUGCCGGGACGCCUGGACUACUUCUUGCCCGUUUCCUGAGAACGACCAACACAUGAGGCCCACUCCGGGCGACAGAAACACCACACCACUAAAUAAGAGUGUGCUAAAACAUUUCAUAUCUGUUUUGUGCAUUUGUCUUGGCAGAACUCUUUGUACUGUGAAUAUGAUUCACACGAAAAAUGUCUCCUUGUUAUUUUAUUUUACUAAUAUCUAAAAGACCAAAGAGUACUACACAGGAUUCCACUGCGCAUGCGCUCGUCAACGACACAAAUGUUUCAUAACGCCGGCACUAGCUGCACUAUUCUUUAAACAAUGCAUACUGGUGCUCGGCGGCAAAAAUAGACACUGCUGUGGUAACCUACCUUCUAGUAAAACUAAAAACAUUGUUAUUUCGAUCCUAAAUUAAUGUGAUGGCGUUGGUAUUAAAUGUAAUCAAAUUACAUUAUUUAUGUAAGUUUUUAUGACUUUACAAUUGUCGUAUUGUAAAAUAUCUUAAAUAUUCAGUUACGUAAAAAAAUGGAAAAAAUGGCUGUCUGUUUUUUUUUCAAUAGAAAUUCAAAAAAACGAAUGCAACGACAAUUGUACAGUCAUAACAAUAAAAUUUUAAGUAUUAGAUAUAAUAAUAAAACUUUAAUUACAAGCCGUAAGCCCAUGACGACCUAGAAAGUAAUACUUUAAAUAAAAACACAGUUAUCUUGUCUCACUGAUUGUUUUAAUAACGUAUUCGUCAAUACAUUAGCCAAAAUGACCUUAAUAGUUUUGAUUACAAGGUUCAAAAUUCGUACAUGGUAAAUAUAAAAUUGUAUAUAAAGUAAAUCAUACAAAUAGGUCGGUCGUAUCGCGGCAUUACAUUAUUCCAAAGGACGUGAAAUGUGUAGAUUUUAUUAUAUGUUGUUUCUGUGCAAUAUAUUUUUUGUUAUAAGUUUAUAUUAAUAAGGGUGCUUUUUGUAAAACUUGUAGUUUGAAACUCACUUUUGUAUGAGAUGUAAAUUAUGUGUUACUUUUGAUCAAUACUAAAGUUAAGUGAGUAGAUGUAAAAAUAAUUUUAAGGGAUGCUACAGAAUUUCAUUUUCCAAUAAAGAAAUAUAAAUUGAAUCAAA
Molecule: messenger RNA, 4727 nt
Organism: Manduca sexta (tobacco hornworm)
Lineage: Eukaryota; Metazoa; Arthropoda; Insecta; Lepidoptera; Sphingidae
Product: fatty-acid amide hydrolase 2-A
Exons: 12
Coding region: 317-1879 (520 amino acids)
Source: RefSeq, a predicted model, not a curated record